AUGGAUUUUUCACCCCUGAAAAUGGAGACGCCCUCGGCCCACUCGAGCCCACACCGCACCCCCAUGAAGCCCUCGCCGAUGUGCUCGCCCCAUGUUGAGCCGCUGGAGCCUUCCUCGUACACCAACGUGGGCUUCAGCCGCGGCGCUGGGGGCUUCUGCGGCACCGGCGCCCGGCCGCUCUACCCGGUCGUCAGGGACGAUCUGGACGCCAACACGGAGAAGUCGUCGCCGAGGUUGCCGUCGUCGUCGCCGCAGACUCCGUCACUCGCCAGCGACCUGUCCCGUGCGUACUCCCCAGUCAUCGCCAACUUCUUGACGGAGGAGGCGGACGGCAGCAGCGCCGGGAACCCGAUAACCGCCACGCGUAGCUCACCCUUCCCGGAUCAGGCCAAGUUUCCCGAUAAUCAGAAGACGCACGGUUACGCCGAUCGAUGCAGGGACGUAACGGAAAUUUCCGAUCACGUUUCGACUGCACCGCGCGAUCACACGGGCGCGGAAAGCGCGCAGCGAUCGCCGAAGAAUCAGUCGGGGGUUUGCGAUGAGGAGGAGGAGGAGGUCGACUGUGACGACAACGUGGUCGAGAUAAAAGACGACGGCGAUGAGAGCGAGUCGGAGAAGGACGACGAGCAAGAGGAGGAAGACGAGGACCAGAUCGAGUGCGCCGAGUGCGGGACGGUGUUCAGCAACCUGCAGCUCUACAUGGACCACACCUGCUACAGGUCGCACGUCACCGCCAAAGGGUUAACGGAGACCGCGAGUCGCCAUCAGCCGAGGCCGCACCAUUUCCUCCACAACGAAAGCCCCAUCAGCGACGCCGAGGUCUUCAAGGGCAAGAUCGUCUACAACCCCAACGGCUCGGCUUACAUCAUAGAAGGCAGCAGUCUGGACAGUGACCUUGACCUACCGUUACUCCCUGACUCCAUCAUCGUCAAGGAAGGACAAUCGGUUUUGUCCGUAGAGCGGUCCAUACCCAAGAUAGCCAACGCCGUGUUUUUCUCUAAACCGGAUGCCGGACACGGCUCCUCCCGCGCCCCUUGUGAUCCUGAGCCGGCCGACAAGCCCAGCCCAGCCAUGCAUAGCUACAACGUGUACGACCUGCGACACUCGGAGAUAGACGAUCUGCUCCAGCGGUUCCCGGCCUGUAAGUCGCAGCGGCACCACGUCAAACCUAUACUCAUGUGUUUCAUUUGUAAACUUUCCUUCGGGAACCCCAAAUCCUUCCUGCGCCACUGCAUGUACGACCACGCGAUGAGUUUACACGAAGAUGAAAAAACCUUGCUGUGUCGGCCGACGGCGUCGGCGCUCAUCCACACCUACGGCAAGGAAAAACAACCGACAAUCUCAGUAUUACAGCCCAUCCCCGGCUUCGACAGCCGGACCUCGGAGCUGCGGAAAGACCCGUUUUUUUCUCCGGCUCCUGAGUCCAUGAAACCAACUAACAAUAACAAUUUCUUGGACUCCAGGAAGUCGAGCAUGGAGGAAAGAAACUCUUGUGCGCCACACGUCAGGGAUUCUAAAACUACGAAGGAAAACAGCCCCGGUGCAGACCUGCAAGACACCGAACAUAAAGAAGACUCAGGUAUAUUUCAGCGGUCUACAGCUCACCUAGGGGCUCACCACUCGCACAAGAUGGACAACUUCUUGACCACAUCUCAGGUAUCCGGCAGUGAUUUCUUACCCAGCAACCAUUUUCUCUACACCUCCCAGGGAUCCGUCAUGGACCAGCCCUCCAUGCGACAGCGGUCAUCGCCCUCGGUACUGCCCUCGCCGCAGGGUAACUCUGGAUCCCCUUCCGGUUCCGACUCGUUUUAUCAAUCAUCGUCAACGCCAUCGACGUCCUUGCCCAAUCUCCUGCUUCCGUCUAGCACUUCCUCUGGCAUGCAUUUCGCCAUGUCCUCGACUUCCAACGCUCUACAGUCGCUGGGUCUAAACAUGCCGAGUUUCUUUGGAUCGUGCGAUGAGCACCCGCAGGGUCGAGCGCAGGGGGUGGAGUGUCCGAAAUGUGAUAUGGUGCUCAGCUCCACCCAGUCGCUUGGUGGACACAUGACCAUGACCCACUCCAGGAACUCUUGCAAAACCUUGAAGUGUCCCAAGUGUAACUGGCAUUACAAGUACCAGGAGACUCUGGAGAUCCACAUGAAGGAAAAGCACCCGGACAGCGACGCCCAGUGUGUCUACUGCCUGACCAACCAGUCCCACCCCCGACUGGCCCGGGGCGAGUCCUACUCCUGCGGGUACAAGCCCUACCGCUGUGAAGUCUGCAACUACUCCACGACAACCAAAGGCAACCUCAGCAUCCACAUGCAGUCGGACAAGCACAUCAACAACAUGCAAGAUCUGGCAAACGGCGGCACGGAAAUGAAAAUGCAGCCGCCCCCUUCCCCCGCGCCGCAGGCGCUACCCCCUACCGCCAGCACCCCCGCCCCGCAUAAUUCGUCGCCCUACCCUCAGGAAGAGUCCCAGUACAAAAAACUCAAACAGAAACAAUCGUUCCGGUGUGACGUGUGCAGCUACGAGACUUCCGUGGCCCGGAAUUUGAGGAUCCACAUGACGAGCGAGAAGCACACCCACAACAUGCUGGUCAUGUCCCAGAGCAUCAGCCACCUCCACCAGGACAUGACCCUGCACCAGAUCAACCAGAUGAACAAACUCCUCGCCCUCAACCAGCAGGAACAGGCCGCCAGGUUUGCCGCCCUGAGCCCUCACCUGCCCGGCAACAUGUUCUCGUACGAGCAAACCGCCAUGCUCAUGUCCGCCUCGGCUAACCCCGCCCCCUCAGGUAACUAUGAAAUUCCGAUGAACUUAACAAAAGAAAACGGAAUCGAUGACAGCUUAGGGCACAUAUCCAACAAAGACGCAACGAAAAUGUUCCAGUGUUGCAUCUGCAACAAAUACGGGUCCGACAGCGUGGAGAACGUCCACAACCACAUCCAGUACGACAGGACCAAAGCGGUCCCGGCAGACGCCCACGUCACCUUCAGCAACGGCGCCUACCACUGCAACCUGUGCACCUACAAGACGCACCUGAAGGCCAACUUUCAGCUCCAUUGCAAGACGGACAAGCACCUGCAGAAGCUGCAGCUGGUCAACCACAUCCAGGAGGGCGGGGCCGAGAACGAGUGGCGGCUGACGGUCUCCGGCUCGCCCAUGCAGAUCUCAUGCAACGCCUGCAGCUUCUUCGCCAACUCCACCCACAAGAUGCAGCUGCACCUCAGCACCCUACAGCACGAGUCCUGCGCGCAGCUGUUCCGCCACCUCCAGCUCCUGGACCACGCCACCCCGGCCUCACCCCCGGGGAAACUCCGCUACUACCACUGCACCCUAUGCGCGGCCAACGUCCACACGAAACAGCGUCUCAUCCUGCACUCGCGCUCCCCCCAUCACGUGAGGAAAGAGCAGGCCCUACCCCAGGGGCGUCUGUCCAUCUUCGACGUGUUCCUGAUCAAAGAGAUCUCGGAAGGAGCCACUGUGGAAUUUGAAGAUGCCGGUUAG
Messenger RNA from Physella acuta, 3492 nucleotides. RefSeq names its product zinc finger homeobox protein 4-like. The record is from RefSeq and is a predicted model, not a curated record. Gene Ontology annotation, biological process: regulation of transcription by RNA polymerase II. Gene Ontology annotation, cellular component: nucleus. Lineage: Eukaryota; Metazoa; Mollusca; Gastropoda; Physidae. Gene Ontology annotation, molecular function: DNA-binding transcription factor activity, RNA polymerase II-specific; RNA polymerase II cis-regulatory region sequence-specific DNA binding.